AUGGCACCAAGUAGAAAAAUUGAAUUGACGUUAUCAAAACCGUUAAACAGCGUCUUCUAUACAGGGGAAGAUAAUAUAUCAGGAGAUGUUAAGAUUACAUUUAACAAGUCGAUAUCUGUAAAGAAGAUAUCUGUCCAUUUGAAGGCAUUCUCAGAGACCAUUACAAAAGUUGACUCAGAUUAUGCAGUGAUGCAAAAUGGUUUAUUGAUACAAGGUCCUGACACAAGAACAUAUCAUAAUAUGUUAGAUAUGGAGGAAAGAGUAUUUCCUCCUGAUAAUGUAUGGAAUGCAUUAGAAGGUUCAUCUAAACCAUUUAAAGUAAACCCAGGUGAAUAUAGCUAUAAGUUUAAGUUUGAUAAAUUAGCAGGUGUAAAACCUAACUGCCUGAAAUACCAUGGUAAGGAAACAGUGAUGUUUACAAAGAGACAACACACAAAGUUGCCUCCAAGUUUUAAUAAUUUGACUAAUGAAAUGAAUAAGAUUGAUAAUUUAGAUUUAUAUUUCUACUCAUUGGGGAAGAUUUUAUAUCUUGUGCAAGUAGUUAUUGAGUUAGGUAAAGCAAAGAGUUGGUUUAAACCAUUUGAUAAGAUGAUGAGAGAACAACAAUUAAUCGAAUAUAUUCCUAAUAAGAAUGAUAUGGAUUAUGAGAAACAUGAAAACGUAUUUAAUAGCAAAGUUGUAUAUAAUAAUUCCUCAGCACCAGGUGUACGAACUUCAAGUCUUGGACAACAGUUAAGAGAUAGAAGUAAACAGAGUACAAUGUCCAUUGAUCCAAGGAGUACAAGCAUGAAUUUCCCUAUAGAAAGAAGUACACCAGUGACACCAAUCGAUAGUCCUAAAGUGAAUGAUAACGGUAUGAGUCCUGUAAGUGGUAAUACUUCCACUCACGUAGUUAGUCCUGGAGUGGUCACGGUGAACCAAUCUACUUUUAAAGUAAGAUUGCCGCAUUCUGGUGAUAAUAGACAUUUAAUGUGGGUGGAAGUAAGAACUAAGAAUAAUGGGUUCGAUCAUUUAUAUCGUAAGGAUCCAUUCUUCCGUAAAGGUAGUAACAAAUUCGAUCGAGUUUAUUUGGUAUUUAGAACUAAUGAUAUCGAAGAGUUGAAAAAGAUUAAGAUCAAACCAGCAAAGAUUCAAUUAAAUCUGUUAGAGACCACGACGUUUUUAUCAGAGGGUAUCGCUAAUGAGAAUUUAUCGUCUUUACGUUUGAUUAGUGUUGAUUCAUCUGAAUCAACUGAGAAUCUUGUUGAUAUGAGUGAAUUAAAACCUUAUCCAUCCCAUACCAACCCAGAUUCCGAAGGUUUUUAUAAGAUGGAAUGUCAAGUGAAACUAAGGGAUCAUCCAUCCUUGAAAAGGUUAUUAUUCAACGAAGAAAAUUAUAGACAUCGUGGGAAUAUGCUAUAUAGUUUCAAAAGUUGUGCAAUUUCACGAUUAUUUGAUUUACAAUUAAUGAUAAAUUGGGAUGUUCAUGGAGAGCAAAGUUUAACUGAGGUAAUUAUUGAUGAUGUUCAAUUAUAUUGUUGGACUAGACGUAGACGAACUACCAAUUUAGAGACGAUAGAACCUGAUUAUCUACCAAGAUAUGUUGAACCUCCAACCUACGGUGAUACAGUAGACCGUAUUACUGUUAAUGAUGGUGAUAUUAAACAAUUAACUUAG
Molecule: messenger RNA, 1656 nt
Organism: Maudiozyma saulgeensis
Lineage: Eukaryota; Fungi; Ascomycota; Saccharomycetes; Saccharomycetales; Saccharomycetaceae
Source: the annotation of a GenBank genome assembly